Molecule: messenger RNA, 648 nt
Organism: Cyanidioschyzon merolae strain 10D
Lineage: Eukaryota; Rhodophyta; Bangiophyceae; Cyanidiales; Cyanidiaceae
Exons: 1
Coding region: 1-648 (215 amino acids)
Source: RefSeq, a predicted model, not a curated record
AUGCGAGCUGGCACUGUGACUUUCGUGGCCUCCCUUGGUAGCCUGCGGAAUUUCGGGACUUUCGCGGUGGCGGGACCGAAGCAAGCUGCACCGCGGCGGAACUCGAGCGAGGCCCGUGUGUGGUUGCGACGCUCGCCCUCAGAACGUCGAGUACCCAAGUUUCUCGUACGAGCAUCUUCGCAGGAGGAUAAAGAUACAGGUAAAGCGGGGGACCGUGGCUCUUUUGGCUCCAACGAGGAGGCAGCGUCUGGUGUCGGGAAACCGCAAGGAAGAAACAACUUGCAGCCGUCACUGGACCUGGGCUUCAGUUCGGAGUACUUGACCUUCUUGGAUAGCGUUGAGCUUCCGGAAUCGUUUCCGAGUUAUUCACACUGGUUAAACCUGCCGAAGGGGAGACCGGAAUGCGAGCAAUGCCGCGGAGCAGGCGAAAUUUUAUGCCCGGUGUGUGAGGGCAAGGGUUACUACGCUCUUGAGAUUCUCGGCACCGUAAGUGCUGGACAGUGCGGCAUGUGCCGCGGUACGAAGAAAUGUCCGUGUCCGACAUGUAAGGAGCAUAUCUAUCUCGCGAUGAGCGACCACGGGGCAUUUUCGCGCAAAGGCAGUGAGACAAGCACUGACGAACAGGUCAGCCGUUUCGGUGUCUCCUGA